Adelges cooleyi (spruce gall adelgid) is the source of this 1912-nucleotide messenger RNA. Its product is annotated as solute carrier family 35 member F5. Lineage: Eukaryota; Metazoa; Arthropoda; Insecta; Hemiptera; Adelgidae. The transcript is spliced from 10 exons. Gene Ontology annotation, biological process: regulation of peptide transport. The coding region runs from base 260 to 1657 and encodes 465 amino acids. The record is from RefSeq and is a predicted model, not a curated record.
UAUUUUGUAAAAUGUUUAAUGUUAUUGUUUUUUUUUCAAACUAGGCACAAUUUAAAUAAUAAUACAAAAAAUACGAACACUUAUAAACUUGUAAAAAUGUAACUGUGAAAUUUAAUCUAUUGUUUCUAGUUUUACUAGUUACUUAUGAUGUGUGUUGUUCCUAGUUUUGUAUUUUAUUUUAACAUUAAGUUCCAUUAAUCAGAAUAUACAAUGGGAUGGACAUAUUCUAGCUGAACUAGCUUUAGUUACCUAAACAAAAAUGUAUAAUUCGACCCAAAGAUUGAUUUUUGGGUUAUUGUUACUAUUAUUAGCAGAUAUUAUUUGGAUAAUGUCAUCACAGUUCAAAAACUAUGUUCCUUACCAAAGCAAUGAUUAUAAAAAACCAUUUUUCCUUGCUUAUACAAAAGCAUCAAUGUUUACUAUUUACUUUUUAAUAUAUGUAAUAUUUAAAGAAUUGCGUAAACCUUGUGGAAAUCAAACCAAUUACAUGUUUGUUAACUUUGAUACAACAGAAGAUGACGAUGAGGAUAACGAUAAUGUUUUUUCUGAUGAAAAUGAUCGAUUGAGUUCAUCCAGCUAUGUUCCUAUUAAAAAUCCUAGUAUGACAUCGGGUACAGAAAGCGAUGAUUCUGGUAACAUAAAAUCAAGCAACAAAAUUGUGCGAUUUAAUAAAGUUGCAGAGGUGCGACAUUUAUCUGAAACUGAAGCAAAAGAAGCAUUAAUGUCUAGAUUGUCAUACGCUGCUACUUUGAGAGCGAGAGAAGUAUGUCGACUGUCAAAACAACUUUUAAACCUACAUCAAACAGCCAAACUUGCUUUCACUGUUGCACCACUUUGGGGCUUUGCUAAUUUAUUACAUCAGUUAUCAAUUGUUUACAUGGAGAAUAAUCUAGUAACUGUUGUGAUGUCUACAACAAGCUUUUUUACUCUUAUUCUGUCUUUAUUCUUUAUUACACCUUCAGCAGAUCGCUUUACAGUUGCUAAAUUAUUAACUGUAUUAUUCAGUAUUACAGGAAACGUAAUCCUUAUAAUACCAGAUUUUCACAAUAGCUUCAAUAAAAUGUAUAUUGGAUUUUUUUUUUCUCUAUGCAGUGCUUUGUUUUAUGCGCUAAAUAUUGUUACUCUAAGAUCAUGGGUAGAUCAUGAAGAUAAAUUAGACAUCACCUUAUACUUUGGUCUUGUGGGCCUUUUUAAUGUGUUAAUGUUUUGGCCAUUGUUUAUUGUUUUUCAUUAUUUUGAACUAGAAGCUUUUGAGUGGCCAAAUAAACAACAAGCAAUUAAUUUAUUAAUCAACGGAGUUGUAAAAGCUACAUUACCUGAAAUCAUAUGGCUAUGGGGUUGUUUGUUAACAUCUUCAAUUAUAGCAACAAUGUCAAUCGGAUUAACUAUUCCAAUGUCAUUAGUUUUUCAAGGAAUUUCUAGCCAUAACAAGUCUGAUCAUGAAAGAUUAUUGUUUCCAUCAUUUUAUUUAGGUUUAGUUCCUAUUAUAAUGUCAUAUUUUGCCCUAAUUUGGUUAACACAUCAAUAUAGUUAUAAUCAAAAUGAUUAUAGCUGCUUAAAUCGUUUUCAAAGAAGAAAUUCUAUACGAUUUAGAGAUAAUGAUACAGAACAAGCAGAAUCACUUAUACAAAUUCAUGAAACUGACAAAGAAGUGUGAUAUUGUUUAUUUCAGUUAAUUCUUUGAAAGUAUGAAUAUUGAUAUCAUAAGAUCAUUUGAACUGGGAUCAAUCAGUAUAGCCUAUGACUGUUAAUUUUCCUGUUAAACUGUCUAGACUACAAAAAAUCAAUAUUUUUUCAAUUAAUUGCUGAUUUAAGUCUUAAGAUUAUCAUUUUUUUUUUUGUAAUCUCAGAUGGUUGCUUAUGAUCUUAUUGUACUCCUUAUCAUAAAUUAAACAUAUUAUAGAUAUGACAA